This is a messenger RNA of Clunio marinus, 342 nucleotides long. The record is from the annotation of a GenBank genome assembly. Lineage: Eukaryota; Metazoa; Arthropoda; Insecta; Diptera; Chironomidae.
AUGUAUCUUUCUCAUGAUUAUCAAAUGUUAUCACAAUUAAAAAACACUUUUGCUCAAUUUUCAGACAUUAAACCACCCCAUUCGGAUUAUUUUGUUUUCCUUCUAACCGCCUUUCUGGAUUCUUUAAAAUCUCGUGUGGUUUUUGUAAACAGUUCGCAUAGCAUUGAGGAAAGUACUUUUAUAUCAUCUCCUGCCAGUGCCUGGUUUUACCUGGCACAUAAAGCACAUAAAAGUGAUGCAUUAGAAUAUAAAACCAUUAAAACGACUUCGUGUUAUGAUGUUGUGAGCAUUAAACUAUGCAUACAAAAGAUCUUAAUGGCAACAUUAACAAAUUGUUUAUAA